UUCUCCCCAUGAGUCUUUAACUACAAUUUACACUUCAAUUUUGUCACUGGGUCUCGAGAAAAAUGGCUGUGUCAACGGAUGCCCGGAUAUCGCUUUCGGCAGCAGGCCAACUCCAUGGCACAACAGGAUUGGCAGGGAGGAGUUUGAGGCAGGUGAAGUUCUGCAAUGGAGAGAUGAUGGGGAAGAAGCUGAAGAUGACCCAACUUCAUCAAGGGAUGUUUAGAAAUAAGAGUGUUGGGAAACACGUAUGCAUGUCUCUUACCACAGAUGUUGCUGUUGAUUCUAAGUUGAGGGAUCUGGAGAUGGAGAAGAGGGACCCACGCACAGUGGUGGCAGUUAUUCUUGGUGGAGGAGCUGGUACCCGCCUUUUCCCCCUCACCAAACGCCGGGCCAAGCCUGCUGUCCCGAUUGGAGGGUCAUAUAGGCUGAUUGAUGUGCCAAUGAGCAACUGCAUCAACAGUGGAAUCAACAAGGUCUACAUUCUCACUCAGUUCAAUUCAGCAUCACUCAACAGGCAUCUUGCUCGUGCUUACAACUUUGGCAGUGGGGUCAACUUUGGAGAUGGCUACGUCGAGGCUCUAGCAGCCACUCAAACUCCAGGGGAGGCUGGUAAAAGAUGGUUCCAGGGCACUGCAGAUGCUGUGCGGCAGUUCCAUUGGCUCUUUGAGGAUCAAAGAAGUAAGGAAAUUGAGGAUGUGCUGAUUCUGUCUGGAGAUCACUUAUACCGAAUGGACUAUAUGGACUUUGUUCAGAAUCACCGGCAGAGUGGGGCUGAUAUCACCAUUUCUUGUCUGCCAAUGGAUGACAGCCGUGCUUCAGAUUUCGGUUUAAUGAAGAUAGACAACAAAGGAAGGGUUCUCUUCUUCAGUGAAAAGCCUAAAGGAGAAGAUUUGAAGGCAAUGGAAGUAGAUACAAAAGUCUUGGGACUCUCAAGGGAAGAGGCAGAAAAGAAGCCAUACAUUGCUUCCAUGGGAGUGUAUGUCUUCAAGAAGGAGAUACUCCUGAAUCUUUUAAGAUGGCGAUUCCCGACUGCAAAUGACUUCGGAUCAGAGAUCAUCCCUGCCUCAGCUAAAGAAUUCUUCAUAAAGGCUUAUCUAUUUAAUGAUUAUUGGGAAGACAUUGGUACAAUCAGAUCAUUCUUUGAAGCAAACCUAGCCCUUACUGCACAUCCACCAAGGUUUAGUUUUUAUGAUGCAACAAAGCCAAUGUACACAUCAAGAAGAAAUUUACCACCUUCAAAGAUCGAUGAUAGCAAGAUUGUUGAUUCGAUCAUAUCACAUGGAAGCUUCUUAAACAAUUGCUUCAUAGAGCACAGUGUUGUCGGUAUCAGGUCCCGUGUAAACUCCAAUGUUCACUUAAAGGAUACCGUGAUGCUUGGUGCUGACUACUAUGAAACCGACUCUGAAGUGGCAUCACUGUUGGCUGAGGGGAGGGUUCCUAUUGGAAUAGGAGAAAAUACAAGAAUCAAAGACUGCAUCAUCGACAAAAAUGCCAGAAUUGGGAAGAAUGUUGUUAUUUCAAACUCUGAGGGUAUACAAGAAGCUGAUAGAUCUUUGGAAGGCUUCUACAUCCGUUCUGGGAUUACCAUCAUACUAAAAAACUUCACAAUUAAGGAUGGAUUUGUGAUAUGAUAAAUAUAUUCAUCCUUUCCUAUAUUUUUUGGGUUGUGAGGAUGAGAAUGUAAAAGGCCAAGUGUAAGAUAUGAGCUGUAAUGUUUUAUUAACAGUGCGAGCAGCCUGAAGGAUACAUAUGUUCAUAUUCUUAUUGUUUUGGGGCAUUCCAA
This is a messenger RNA of Vitis riparia (riverbank grape), 1783 nucleotides long. RefSeq names its product glucose-1-phosphate adenylyltransferase large subunit 3, chloroplastic/amyloplastic. Lineage: Eukaryota; Viridiplantae; Streptophyta; Magnoliopsida; Vitales; Vitaceae. Gene Ontology annotation, molecular function: glucose-1-phosphate adenylyltransferase activity. The transcript is spliced from 15 exons. Gene Ontology annotation, biological process: glycogen biosynthetic process. The record is from RefSeq and is a predicted model, not a curated record. Bases 63 to 1631 code for a protein of 522 amino acids.